Molecule: messenger RNA, 1026 nt
Organism: Brassica oleracea var. oleracea
Lineage: Eukaryota; Viridiplantae; Streptophyta; Magnoliopsida; Brassicales; Brassicaceae
Exons: 2
Coding region: 1-1026 (341 amino acids)
Source: RefSeq, a predicted model, not a curated record
AUGCAGACUCGUUCCAAGAAUAAUAUUAUCAAACCAAUAAAGAAGCUUACUCUCACUGCUUCUCUCCUCAAAUCACCAGCCUGCGAACCACGCACUAUUCAACAAGCUCUCAAGGAUAAACGUUGGUGUCCAGCAGCUACUACUGAGUUUGAUGCGAUGAUGCAGAACAGAACUUGGGAUCUUGUUCCUCCUCACCCAACACAAAAUUUGGUCUCUUGUCGUUGGAUCUUUACAACAAAGUACUUGCCUAAUGUCACAGGAAACGACAAUAACGUUAUUGCAAGAGUUCUCCACUCCCUUGCUGAUCGUUUCCCCAUCAAAGACCCAACAGACCUUCAUUACUUCCUUGGUAUUGAAGCAACUCGAACCAAGAAAGGUCUCCAUCUGAUGCAGCGCAGAUACAUCCUUGAUCUUCUCGCCAAAAACAACAUGACUGAGGCUAAGCAGGUCUCUACUCCUCUGCCAUCCUCUCCUAAGCUCACACUGGCCAGUGGUAUUCCUCUUCAAGACCCAAGCCAAUAUCGCUCAGUGGUAGGAAGCUUACAAUAUCUUGCCUUCACAAGACCGGAUAUCACGUAUGCUGUCAACCGUUUAUCUCAAUUCAUGCACAAACCUACAGAUGAACAUUGGCAAGGAGCAAAGCGAGUUCUUCGUUAUCUCGCUGGAACACCUUCUCAUGGUCUUUUCCUCCAGCGACAUUCGCCAAUGACACUACAUGGCUUCAGCGAUGCAGACUGGGCAGGAGAUACACAUGAUUACGUAUCAACUAAUGCCUAUGUUGUCUACCUUGGCAUUAACCCUAUUUCUUGGUCAUCAAAGAAGCAAAAUGGUGGCGCCUGCUCGUCCACAGAGGCUGAGUAUCGAGCUGUAGCUAACAUCACCUCAGAGAUGAACUGGAUCACUUCACUACUAACAGAGCUUGGUUACAAACCACCUGCAGUCCCAGUUGUGUAUUGUGACAAUAUUGGAGCCACCUAUCUCUGUGCCAACCCGGUUUUUCAUUCUCGAAUGAAACACACGCCUUAG